AUGAGUGUCUUGAGCUGGAACUGCCGAGGUUUGGGUGGCCCUCGGACGGUUCGUGAACUAUUGGACCUGGUGUCCAAGAAGCGACCCGAUUUCGUGUUUUUGAUGGAAACAAAAUCGUGUUCAAUUCGGUUGGAAAGUGUGCGAGUACGAUUGGGCUUUGAAGGUUUGUUAUGUGUAGAUAGAGUGGGUAUGGGAGGUGGUUUAACUCUGUUUUGGAGGGAGAAGGAGAUGGCUUCUCUUCUGAGUUUUUCUGAUAACAAUAUCGACGUUGAGGUGACGCUUCCAGGCAUGGCUCCGUGGCGACUGACGGGUUUCUACGGUCACCCUGAGAGGUCAAGGAUAUGUCAAUCCUGGGAUCUACUGAGAACAUUCAGUACCCGCUCAGACCUUCCCUGGGCAGUGAUCGGAGACAUCAAUGACUUAGCCAAUCACGCCGAGAAGAAGGGACCGAUCCCACAUCCAGACAGUUUAGUGAGGGGUUUUAAUGAGGUUUUGCAGGAGUGUGACUUGUCCGACCUGGGCAUGUCAGGAUACGAGUUCACAUGGGAAAAGGGUAGGGGUACGGAGCAUUGGAUUGAAGAGAGGCUCGAUCGGGCGGUGGCAUCAACAGCUUGGUGUAACACAUAUCUAGCGACAUCGGUUCAAAAUAUCCUAACCCUAAACUCUGAUCACAGUGCCAUCAUUUUGCGUCUGGAGGAUAGUCUGUUACGUAGAGGCAACCGUUGUUUCAAGUUUGAGUCUGCAUGGAUACUUGACGAAGAGUGUCGACGUGUGGGGGAACACUCUUGGGAUUUCUCUCGGAAUCUCGAUUUUCGACAAUGUGUGGAGCGUUGUGGCAACGAUCUAUAG
This is a messenger RNA of Ipomoea nil (Japanese morning glory), 849 nucleotides long. RefSeq lists its product as uncharacterized. The transcript has a single exon. The record is from RefSeq and is a predicted model, not a curated record. The coding region runs from base 1 to 849 and encodes 282 amino acids. Lineage: Eukaryota; Viridiplantae; Streptophyta; Magnoliopsida; Solanales; Convolvulaceae. Gene Ontology annotation, molecular function: catalytic activity.